CAGUUUCACAUAAAUCUAAAUUCUGGUUCCUAAGAAUUGGGCAGGUCCGAUCCACAUAGAGCAAUUUUGUGACAUUAAAAAUGGCAAAUAGGUUGUUACCCUCAUCCUUUGUUGUGUCAUCCAAAGAACUGGUCAAAAACCUCCAAUUAAAAGCUGCUGUAAUUAGAAGCAAUCAAGUGUUCUUCUCAUCAAAUAUUGCUCAAGGUGAUGGAGGAAUUAUUAAUGAAGCAGUAGAGACGGUGGCGGAGAAUGUUGAGUCGGUUAGUGAGACGGUGGAAACGAAGAAGACGGCAGAGGAAGUGGUAGAGACAACCACCGCCGAAGCUGACACCAACGUUUUGAACACUUGUGAGUAUAGAAGUGCUCAAGAUUUGCAUGGCCAGCUUGGAGAUGGUUGUGACCACAACAUUGGGUUAUAGUAUUAUUUAGUAUUUAAUUACAUUCCUUUUUUGUCUUGCUUUUUUUUUUUUCCCUCGUCUUUUACUUUAAAUCCAAUACUUUUGUUUUUUUUUUUCUUUCCCUUUUCUAAUACUUCGGUUUCAGUCCAAUACUUAUAAAUCAAUCCUUUCUGCAUGAGGAAUGUUACGAAGAAUGUUAGGGCCAGUAAUUUUUGUGAUUUGUAGCUAUCAAAUAGCCAUCAAUAAUAGUUUUAAUGGUGUGAGAUUGAUGUGAGAUUUCAUCUAAUGGUUCAUUUUUCUUUGCUGGUUAUAUGCUGGACAGAAUUUAACAAAGUUGUUGGCCUCUUAGGCUUUUCUCAUAUAUAAUUCUGCGUUUGGGUUGGUUAUAAUUCUGCGUUUGCAUAUAUAAUUCUUGUUUAUUUAGCGACACUUUAAAUAAAGACAACACUUUUAUAAAUAUCAAAAUUUAAUUUUACAAUCCAUUGUUCAAAAGUCAAAAUAGAAUAUAUUCACAUAAAGACAAUUAUAAAAUCUUUAUUGUAGUAUCUAUUUAUAUGAAAUGUGUUAUACCAUUUAUAUCUUUAAUGUCUUGAACAUUGUUGCGACCAAGAGUUCAGGUGAAAUAUGCAAGAACAUGUAUAAUGCUAGGUUCCUCUUGAUAUAAAUAUUAUAUUAAAUGUUUCCAUGUUAUUUUGAUGCUUUUUGGAUUUUCUAGAUUCAGCCUGGGAGAUGGAAGGAGAGAUUCAAAAUUAGUUAAGUUGGUUAUCAAGAUUUCUGUUCUUUAGGCUUGUGUUAGGAGAACAGAGGAUAUAUAAAUAGCACUCAUAUCAGUAACUUGCAUCAGUUGCAUGCAUGCAAUCAUAAUACACAGUCACUUUCUUUCAAUUAUGUUGUUCUCUCAACC
Messenger RNA from Arachis ipaensis, 1302 nucleotides. RefSeq lists its product as uncharacterized. NCBI's taxonomy places the organism in Eukaryota, Viridiplantae, Streptophyta, Magnoliopsida, Fabales, Fabaceae. The record is from RefSeq and is a predicted model, not a curated record.